Molecule: messenger RNA, 1983 nt
Organism: Mollisia scopiformis
Lineage: Eukaryota; Fungi; Ascomycota; Leotiomycetes; Helotiales; Mollisiaceae
Exons: 3
Coding region: 1-1983 (660 amino acids)
Source: RefSeq, a predicted model, not a curated record
AUGGCUCAGCAGCCACCACCACAACCGUCGUCUUCGACAACGGAAAACCCAAUUGUAGCAGUUGGACGGAAAGUAAAGUCGAUCUUGAGCUCACAUCAACGGCCAAGCGUUCGUAUACUACGAGAGUCUUCAUCGACUUCACCUCAUAGAAGAUCGCAAGCACAGCCCUCUGCCGCUCAUUCAACUAGCUACAAUGCUCCACCAAUCGAGACCUCAUUUGGCGAUGCUCAAGAUCGGACCAGCGCCCGCAAACGGUCGUUCUUUGGUCGUGAGAAAGGCUUUACCGAUGAUAACUCAUAUGAGAACGAGUAUGAUCAAGACACGGUAGACUUGCUAGAUGUUAUGGUAUCUACACUUUCAACCCUCACAAACGUCCAAAACUCGCUCUUCGUUCCUUCACUGGGAAAACUUAUCAAUCGACGACCUACAUACAGAAUUUCCGAACGCCCUGAGGAGGCACGCACGAUUGACAAGCUUAAGAAUCUGUUGAAGAACAUCCCUCACGCACUAAAGGAAGAUGAUGAGGGAUCAGACGAAGCAAAGCCAGAAGGACAACAGCCAUCGAUGCCUUGGAAGCGUACAAUUCCUGCUCCACCAAUAUUGUUCAACGCACAAUAUGCUAUCCUGCCAGAUGGCGAAAGGCUCGAAGGCUGGACAAAUGAAGAGAAGGAAGAAUUGGAUGAUAGGGUAAGACAUAUGCUUCAUUCUCGACGAGCAAAAUUCAAACGCUCGUUGAAAGGGUUUAGACAAUAUGUUCGCAGACCUUUUGGUCUGUUCAUCACCGUUUAUGCUACUUUAAUUACGCUCUUCGGAGCGGCCUGGGUUCUUUUCCUCAUCGGCUGGAUAUCUGUAGGCUCGAAGAAAGACUACGUUGUUAACGUUGUCGACAAUGUACUGGUGGCUCUUUUCGCAAUCAUAGGAGAUGGCUUGGCCCCAUUCCGCGCUGUCGACACAUACCACAUGGCUUUCAUCGCACAUUACCACCGCAAAACCUUGAAGAAACGCAAGAAGCUUGGACUCCCGGAGUUGGCCGAUCACAACGAUCUGCCUGAUCAGCGAAAAGAGAAUGUUAAGCCUGCCGAAUUCGACCUCGAGAGUUUGGUUGCUCGCAGAAUGCCCCGUCGUCUAGCCCGAAGAAUUGCACCCAGGAUACCAAAGAAAUAUGCACAGAGAAUGAUCGCUCGUAGCAAAAUCGAUGACCCAGCAUACGAAUAUUCUGUCCUGACCGAAGAACAGCAAGCCAAACUCGAAUACCACGAGCGCAAGUUCUCCAAAAGUCACACAUUCUACAAGCCCCACGAGACUGAGACCCAUUACGCGUUCCCAUUCAAACUCCUCAUUGCUGUCGUCGUCUUACUUGAUUUCCACUCUGCGCUCCAAAUCACUCUUGGUGCAUGCACCUGGGGCAUUCCUUAUGAAACACGGCCCUUUGCUCUUACGACUGUGGUCCUUUGCUGUAGCAUCACCUGCAAUAUCAUGGGCGGUGUACUUAUAUCUAUGGGCGACAAGCGAACACGCAAGAAGGAUGUGAUCGAACGCAUGAUGGUACAGCAACUCACCUCCGAGGCCAUAGAAGAAAUGGAGACACGUCGAUUGAAGGAACUAGAAGAGCGAGGAGUUCUCGACCCUGCCGUGAGGAAGAGACUCGAGGACCAGAAGGAAGAAGCAGAAAACGAAGAAGUCAAGAAAUCGUGGAAGAGUGUUCCAUCACUGCCCAAAAAGUUGCUUGGCAAAGGAGAGGAUCACAGACAGCCUUCACUGCCCCAAGAAGCUCGGAGAUCUAGUGCCGACGUCGAUUCGCCGACAUCUCCGACUAAGAAGUCGAAGUCCAACAGUAAUGUCGGUCUACCAUCAUUACAGGAAGACGCAUCUCAGCCUUCACGGCCGAAACCAGCAUUGAUGAGAGGCGAGGAGCCACCAAAACAGAGUACUGGGCAGAAGGUUAUGGGUUUCAUCAGGAAAGCUGAUAUGGACAGGAGCUGA